Erigeron canadensis is the source of this 888-nucleotide messenger RNA. RefSeq names its product transcription factor MYB106-like. The record is from RefSeq and is a predicted model, not a curated record. The coding region runs from base 1 to 888 and encodes 295 amino acids. Lineage: Eukaryota; Viridiplantae; Streptophyta; Magnoliopsida; Asterales; Asteraceae. The transcript has 3 exons.
AUGGGUAGAUCGCCAAGUUUUGAAAAGGGUUUGAAGAAAGGUCCAUGGACUUCCGAAGAAGAUCAAAAACUUGUUGCAUAUAUUGAAGAACACGGUCAUGGAAGUUGGCGUGCAUUGCCCCUUAAGGCUGGGUUACAGAGAUGUGGAAAGAGUUGUAGGCUGAGAUGGACCAACUAUUUGAGACCCGAUAUCAAAAGAGGAAAGUUUACUUUGCAAGAAGAACGAACCAUCAUCCAACUCCAUGCUCUUCUUGGCAAUAGGUGGUCUGCUAUCGCGACUCAUUUACCCAAAAGGACAGAUAACGAGAUCAAGAAUUACUGGAACACACAUCUCAAAAGACGCUUAACUAAAAUGGGCAUAGAUCCGAUGACUCACAAGUCAAGGACAGCAACCAACACCAAUCUGAGUCAUAUGACGCAAUGGGAGAAUGCUCGACUUGAAGCAGAGGCCAGGCUUGUUCGCGGGUCUAGGGUUGUCAACAAAUCCUUGGUGCCACAACCACUAAGUAUCGAUGUACUCAAACCAUGGCAAGGCGGUAUAACUUCAAGCAAGCUCUCUAAUCUAAGUGGGAUCGAGCUUCCUAAAAAUCAAAACCUUGUUGAGAAUGUCGAACCACCAAGCAGCAUCCUCAAAGAUAUGAGCGUAGAAGAUCGAUUAAUAAACACUCUUGAGUUCCCUAAAGUCGAAGAAGGAACUCAAAACAUACUUGAAGUGAGUAACAUGAUGACGUAUCAAGACAACUAUUUGAUGGAGACUUUUACAAAUCAUUUGGUUAGUGACGCCAAUAAUAACCAAAACUGUCUUGAUGCUUUUGAGGAGGAUAACAACUACUGGAGUAACAUUCUUGAUAAAUUAGGAAAUAAUACAUCAUUUUCAUCUAUCUUCUAG